UGAAAUAUUACGAACAUUUGAUCCUCAUGGACCAGACACGUGUGUUUACAUACACGUAAGCAGGAAACAAGACUGCGUGCGCCAACAUGAGCAGACAGGAUCCUCUCGGCGAAGUGCCAUUAUUCUACGAGGACGAAAAUGCGUUUAGAGAGAAGAAAUCAAAGAUCAGGCAUCCCCUGGCCUGCUUUUUUCAUCUCCUCUUUCGCACAAGUGCCAUCCUGAUCUACCUCUUUUGCGAGUUUCUCAGCCAAAGUUUUAUUGCCAACAUGGUCACCAUCAUUUUACUUCUGUCAUGUGACUUCUGGACAGUAAAGAACGUGACGGGGCGGCUGUUGGUGGGCUUGAGGUGGUGGAAUCAGGUUGAUGAAGAUGGUCGCAGUCGUUGGAUGUUUGAAUCCAGAUCAGGAACGAAUAAAAAUCGAGUGUCAAACUCUGAUUCACGGAUUUUCUGGAUUGGUCUGAUUUUGUGUCCAUUGUUUUGGGCUUUCUUUGUCUUUAGCUCACUUUUCUCCUUCAACAUAAAGUGGUUGGCGGUUGUAAUCAUGGGAGUUGCGCUACAGUGGGCAAACCUGUAUGGAUAUGUGCGAUGCAAAGUAGGUGGUGCAACCAAACUGAAGAACAUGGCGACUAAUUACUUUGGCGUUAAACUCUUCAAAACGGUAGUAAACAACCCAGAGGGACCCUAAUUUGACCGUGGCUGCCUUCAUUUCAUUGAUACGCCAUUUUUUUUUUCAUCUUUUUUUCACGAUUCUUUCCUGCUCAUGUUUAAAUGGACCGAUUUUCUUUUUGGCCAGCUUCUUUUGCUUACCAUUAAAACAUCUUUGAGAGAAA
This is a messenger RNA of Puntigrus tetrazona (Sumatra barb), 831 nucleotides long. RefSeq lists its product as uncharacterized. Gene Ontology annotation, cellular component: Golgi membrane. The transcript has 7 exons. NCBI's taxonomy places the organism in Eukaryota, Metazoa, Chordata, Actinopteri, Cypriniformes, Cyprinidae. Gene Ontology annotation, biological process: vesicle-mediated transport; protein secretion. The record is from RefSeq and is a predicted model, not a curated record. The coding region runs from base 87 to 686 and encodes 199 amino acids.